UCGCUCCUGCUCUAAUUUUAACACUCGGCUGCCGGUGAGCAAAAAUAGACUCAUUAUCUGCCCCACUCCGACCCCGUCCGCAAGUCUGAGUUAGUAGUGCAUUGUUAUAUAUUAUUUUCCCGCAUGCCUCCUUAUCUUCCCCUUCCACCGGGUGAGAUAAGAUAGGCCCCAAGUUUUACCAGUUUGAAAAUUUACAAUAGUCCUCCUCCGCUGCAUCGACAACAUCAAAAAUUUAGAAAAAAAUCAAUCCCAUAAUCACCAAUCUCUGAAUCUCGACUCCUUUCUCGCCUUGGUAGUGUCAUUACUCACUCCAUUCAUCGCACUGUAAAAAACAAUUUGACGGAAGCCCGAGUGUGUGGUGGUGGUGGUGGUGGUGAAGGAAGUGAGUUAUUCUAUGAAUAAGGAUCCUAAUAGGGUGAAACUAUUUUUGAAAAUUUCAUGUUCCUGAUGAUCCUCAAAUAAGUACUUUCAAAAGUAGGAGAAAAAAAACUUGUGCAAUUUUUAACUGUGUAAAGUUCAACUAAAGUUAUUUCGAAACCUCAUUUGGCAAAUUCGUGAUGUUGACUUUGUGAAAUUAAGGACCACUGGGAAACUAUAUGGCCAAUGCCUACUGAAACUGCUGCUACGUUAGGAUUUAACUGUAUUGAUGUGCUGGAUAUUUAUUUAUUCAUGGACGAGAUCUUUGACCGAUUAAGUUUGUCCGUCGAUGAGGAUGAUAAUAACAAUGCAUCAAGAUAAGAGUUAAACCCAUUUCAACUUCGUCAUACAUUCGUUUUUUUUGGGAGGACAAAAAUAACACCGAGAGACAAAAAAUACACCGGAUUCAUCCUUCGUCGGCUGCCGACUUCCAAAAGUCUACAACCAUUCACCUACAUAAAUUAACGUUCCGUCCUGCUAGAAAAAACCAUGGAGAAGGUCCACCUCAGUAAUACUGAUUCUGAAGAUAGUGAAAAUGUCCAUCUUCGAAGUCAAAGCUAGUAUUAAGACAGUAAUUAUAAACGACAUAGGAAAAUCGUCUCGGUGCUUAAAGACUAUACAUAAUCAUUGUCAUACUUAUCAUCAAAGUGUGUGCCACGUGGCUUAGUUAAGUGAUUGUAAUAGUUUGACAAUUAUUGUAAAAUUAUGGGCCACCCCAGGAGUUGGCUCUUGGGCAACGGCCAAAGUAGACGAAUGAUGUCCCUGCAGACGUUACUGAGCAUAUUGCUCUUUGCGGUCCUGGCAUUUGCAAAGGGUUACAACGCUCAAGAGACCGCAACAAAUUCUACAGAUGAUGAUGACGACGACGACGAGGGAAGAUGCGACCCUGGUUUGGUUCUACCCGUGUGGUUACCACAAGAUGAUCUCUCAACGGGUGAUCGAUUCGCCCGUGGACUGGCAUAUUUCUUGGCCAUGAUUUACAUGUUUAUCGGCGUCUCCAUCAUUUCUGACCGAUUCAUGGCCUCGAUUGAAGUGAUCACGUCAAAGGAAAAGGAAAUCAAAGUGAAGCGACCAAAUGGAGAAACGCAAAUUGUUGUCGUGCGAGUGUGGAACGAAACAGUUGCAAAUUUGACAUUGAUGGCCCUCGGAUCCUCCGCACCUGAGAUUUUACUUUCCAUUAUUGAGAUUUACGCCAAGAAUUUUGAGCCCGGUGAUCUCGGUCCUGGUACAAUUGUUGGUUCCGCUGCAUUCAAUCUGCUUGUCAUCAUUGCCAUCUGCGUGUAUGUCAUCCCGGACGGUGAGGUCCGAAAAAUCAAGCAUUUAAGAGUAUUCGCCGUCACCGCCACAUGGUCCAUCUUUGCUUAUCUGUGGCUUUUGGUUAUCUUAAAGUUCAUUACUCCUGGAGUAGUCGACUUAUGGGAAGGAAUUAUCACUUUCCUCUUCUUUCCGGCCACCGUCAUCACCGCUUACAUUGCUGACCGACGACUUCUCAUUUACAAAUAUCUCCAUAAAGGUUACCGUCUCAACAAGCGAGGUGUCAUUGUAGAAGGUGAAAUUGGUUCUGAAAUGGACAAAGUUAAUGUGGAAUCCGGUGGGCUCAGAAUCUUUGAAGAGGAAAAUGUCAGUGAUGAAGUUCGAGAAUUUGAAGAAAGUCGGCGAGAUUAUAUCAAAAUUUUGAGAGAGUUACGAAAGAAACAUCCAGACAUUGAUGCGGAGCAUUUGGAAACAAUGGCAAGGUCAUACUUGAUCGACAAAGGACCUAAAUCUAGGGCAUUCUACCGAAUGCAAGCGACCAGGAAACUCAUGGGUGGUCAAAAUCUGAUGAAAAAGAUGCAGGAGAAAGCUGCCUCUGAGGCGAGCGUGGAAGGAGUUGGAAGAACGGAUGCUGUUGAAAAGAAAGAAGAUGACCACAUCUCCAAAAUCUAUUUUGACCCUGGACAUUACACUGUACUCGAAAAUGUUGGAGAGUUUCAUGUCACGGUUAUUCGAGAUGGUGGUGAUCCAAACUUGAGUAUACUUGUGGAUUACAAAACUGAAGAUGGUACAGCCUCAGGAGAUGCUGAUUAUAAAUCUGCUGCUGGAACAAUAACCUUCGGACCAGGGGAAACCUCAAAGGCUAUAACUUUGGAAGUCAUUGAUGACGAUGUGUUUGAAGAAGAUGAGCAUUUUUACGUCAGAUUGAGCAAUGCGCGUUUCGCUGAUGGCAGUGUAAUUCAAGCGAAUGGAGCUGCAGGUCAGUUUCCCAAGCCUCAAGAGGUGCAUCUCAGUACUCCAUUUCUGGCGACGGUCAUCAUUCUUGACGACGAUCAUUGUGGCAUCUUCAACCUUGGGCAAAAAGAUAUUGAGACGGUGGAAAGCAUUGGAGUGUACGACGUCAAAGUUACUCGUUGGUCUGGGGCGAGGGGGCGAGUGGUCGUGCCUUACGAGACGGAAGAUGGGACUGCAAAAGCUGGAAAGGAUUUCGUGCACAUCGAGGGCGAAGUUAUUUUUGAGAAUAACGAGACAGAGAAAUACAUACCAGUUGAAAUUAUUGAAGAAGACAGCUACGAGAAAGACGUUUUGUUCUAUUUGAAUCUCAAGGAACCCAAACUAAUUGAAGAUGAAGGAGCAGCAAUGGCAUUAUUAACGAAAGACAGGUCGCAGUUGGACGAGGAUGAGAAGAUUGCAAUCGAAGGGUUGCCCAAACUAGGAAGUGAUAUUCGAGCUCAGAUUCGUGUAAAGGAGAGCAAAGAAUUCAAGAACACGGUUGAUAAGUUGGUGCAACGUGCCAAUGCAUCUCUCUUGGUCGGUACAUCCUCAUGGAAAGAACAAUUUAUCGAGGCUAUCACAGUCAGCGCCGGAGACGAAGAGGGUGGCGGUGAUGAUGAGGAGGAAGGCGAGGCUGAGGAGAAAGUCCCAUCCUGCGGAGACUACGUAAUGCAUUUCCUCACCAUCUUCUGGAAAAUUCUCUUUGCCUUUGUCCCUCCCACUGCAAUCGGCGACGGGUACGUGACGUUUGUAAUCUCAAUUCUUAUGAUUGGCGUCCUUACGGCGUUCAUUGGGGACUUGGCCAGCCAUCUGGGUUGCACAGUUGGGCUCAAAGACGCUGUGACCGCCAUCGCGUUCGUCGCCUUGGGCACCUCCGUACCAGAUACAUUUGCCAGCAAAGUAGCAGCUAUUCAAGACGAAUAUGCAGACGCAUCUGUGGGAAACGUGACAGGAAGUAAUGCUGUGAACGUGUUCCUCGGUAUCGGCAUUGCUUGGACGAUGGCAGCAAUUUAUCACGAGUUUUUCAAACCAGCAAAUGAUCCUGGUUGUCCAGCCCUCCUCAAGAAGGGUCACCCGACUUGCUUCAAGUUUUAUGUUGAUCCCGGGAGCUUGGCAUACUCAGUGACGGUGUUUUGCUCAGUGGCCCUCGUGGCGAUUGCGGUGAUGGUAAUGAGGCGUCACAAAGCCGUUGGUGGUGAGCUGGGUGGUCCAAUCAAGUUCAAGUAUGCCACCUCGGCCUUCUUUUUCUUCCUCUGGGUGGUUUACGUCUUCAUGUCAUCCCUGGAGGCUUAUGGAGUCGUCCAAGGCUUCUAAGUCUGAAACAAAUCUAGUCUGAAAUGUGUUUGUUUGGCAGAGGCUCAAAUUGAAGUACGUACAUAAAUAAGUAGAGGAUUUUUUUAUCAGCAAAGAUGCGACGCAAAAAAGGCCAAAUUUCAAAAGACGGGACGCGAGAGGAGGUAUUGCGGAGAUUACCACCAUGAAAUUCCUGACAACACAAAUUUUGCUAUUCAUUCAUUCAUCAUACAAAUACUGCGACUAUUCAGCCCUGCUGAAUACUUAAUGUUACUUGUUACAUUAUUUACGUUAUCUUACGUAUUUUAAUUAUGAUUUCGUCGAGAGUCGUCUUUCCAACAAUGUACGUUUAUUGUCAAACAACAUUGGACUGUGCAAGCACAAGUCUUUUAUGUCCAUGUCAUUCAUACCGCUAUUUUUAGAUGUACCACUAAAACUCUAAUUGUUUUAUGCGCACAUAAAUUCCAAAUUUUCCACCUGACGCUGGAAACCAUCAAUUAUCAAUAAAUAGAGAGAUUAAUUAACCUUGCUGAUUAAUGGCGUUGUCCACGUGUAAUCGUAUAUACCUUAUCAGAGUGCAUUUAUAAAACCAACGUCUUAUUGGUCUGGGACCUUUUCAACUUUCACUUUUAACUCAAACAAGAAAGCAACCAAAAGGAAAACAUAUUCAUCUAUUGUACAUAUUUCUAGGUAUCUAAUACAUAGGCCAAAUAUGUAGAUAGUUUGAAAUGUAUGUCAUAGUUUUAAUUGUAUGUAUAACGAUUAAUGCUGAUGGUAAAUGCUACCACUAUUUCAUGGCAUUUGAAAAUGUAGUAGAAAUUUUUGGUUGUUGUUUAAUUUCUUGACAGUUUAAUAAUUUGUAGUCCGUCAAUACUUAUUUAUUAAUCAAUUUUUGGGUGCUUUAAAAUCAAAACCGAUCGUGAAACUGUUUUAUACAAAAUGUAAAAGUGUGUGUGCAAACAUUGAUGCUAACAAACCUAACACAAGAAAAAGCUUUAAGAUACUGUACUUAUUUAGCAUAAAGUGAUAAGUAUGCAGGUAGGUAGGCACCGUAUAAAGAUGUAAUUAACUAAAUUGAUGGUUUGUACCUUUGCAUUUAUUUAAAAAGUACACAACGAGUUGAGUUAAUCAAUACCAUCAUAUGAAAUAGUCUUACACACCUAUAAUUAAAAUCCUUGUUGUUAUCCAUUAAAAAUUAACCCAUUAAUAAGUGCUGACAGUGUUUAUAUCGUUCAUUCCAAAUCCAUAUAAUGUCUCCCUUUUGAAGUGGAUGAUGUGGCUGAUCCUCUUGUAACUUUAUCAUGAAUCCUACUUUAUUAAAUUUUUGAAUUAUCUUCCGUUACUCUAAAGCGUCCAAUACGUGUGUUUUGAGGUUUUGACUUUUGACGUAUGUAAGUAUACCAAGAAUUUAAAAGGCCUAUAUUUCUCAGAUUAAAGUAGUUGUUAAUUGAACAAACCCCAAUUUGAUGAUCUGAAGAUUCAUGUAAAUGUCCAAGUGGCUGACGACACUUCAAAAUGUUUGACCGACUUCCGAUUAUGCUAUAUACUCAGACAUAAGAUCUUAUCAUGAUACCACUAAUUAAAUAAUAGUACAUAAUAUACUAUUUCCAUGUGAUAAAAUAUUAUCUCUCCUCCCUUUUAAUUGUACAUACAAAUACAUAAUAAUAAUGUUAUUUACUAUUUACUACGUUAUUAGACACCCUUUAUUAUAAUGGGAGGUGGUUGAGUUAGGUUUGAUUAUACUUAAAAAAUAUGUGCUAAAUGUUAUCACGUCCCUCUUCUUAAAGGGCUGAAAGCAACAAGGAAGCAAGAUACUGAUUGAAAUGGUGUUCUAUUUACUAAGGAAUUUUCAGAAACGGUCCAACCGAAUUAUUCUGAAAAUCAUUUGGUGUAAAAAAAAUACUUGUUACUAUAAAUAUCGUUACCUUAUAGGUUACUUCUUACGUGAGGUAUUAUAUUAUGUAUCUAGAAAAUGUCAUAGGUAAAAAUUUAGAAAGACGGAGGACGGAAAUCAUAAUAUUUAAUCGUGAUCGAUUCAACAACAAACAAUUAUGUAUCAGUUAAGCUGCUGCUGACUUGUAAAGACAAUUAAUUAGUUUAGUUUGAAAAUCCUUCAUUAUUUGAGGUUGGUGGACCCUGAACAAAAUUGUACCGAAUUUGAGUUGAGAUAAAUCCGGUGAUGUUAUUGUUAACUGCAUGCCCAACAAGAUUUUAAAUUAUUAGGAUUAUUAUCGGGAAACCGUUUGCCAAAUUAAAUAACUAUACACCAUCAUAGCGUAAUGAUAAAUGUUAUGUGGAUGGAAAUUAUAUUGAAAAGUAAUUAUAUCGUUUUUCAGGAACAUCUAUUUAUUAAUAAAUAAAUAAGUAUGGUAUUGAGAUACUGAA
Molecule: messenger RNA, 6342 nt
Organism: Folsomia candida
Lineage: Eukaryota; Metazoa; Arthropoda; Collembola; Entomobryomorpha; Isotomidae
Gene: Calx
Product: sodium/calcium exchanger 3
Exons: 25
Coding region: 1123-3978 (951 amino acids)
Biological process (GO): sodium ion transmembrane transport; calcium ion import across plasma membrane; cell communication
Cellular component (GO): axon; postsynapse; sarcolemma
Molecular function (GO): calcium:sodium antiporter activity
Source: RefSeq, a predicted model, not a curated record